GCCGACAGCCGAGGCCACUCAGCGGUACCGUAUCAUACGCCUUCGUUACAGCUUUACGGCAAGGCCACUCGGCAGGUCUGGACAACUUCCAGCACCGAGAAACGGCAUCUAUGAGCCUAAUCUUCCAACGAAACCUUAUCCAUUGGCUGUGUUCCCAACCUUCGGCUCGGUUAUUAUAAUAUUGCGACGUGUGCAUCAUUGCGGGGGAGUUAGUGACUUCUGUCUUCUCCAAAAAGAAGUAUCUUGGAAAGACACCUGUGGAAAUACUACCGUGAUCAAUAAGUUUUCAACAUGUCUUCGCCUCAACAACGACUAUCUUCUAUCGCAAACCAGCUUACGAGCCCUGGUGCUGCGUCCGGAAAGUCAAAGCUCCUCGCGAAGAAUCCUGACGAUGUGGUGAUUACACUCGCCCUGCGGACUCCCCUUACAAAAGCUAGGAAGGGUGGCUUGAAGGAUACCACUUUAGAUGAGCUUCUCAUCUCACUGCUGACGAAUGUGCGCGAGCGGUCCAAACUCGAUCCUAACCUUGUCGAAGAUGUCUGUGUCGGAAACGUCCUUGCCCCUGGCCAAGCUUACAUCGCCCGUUCUGCUGUUCUGGCAGCUGGUUUCCCCGUUACUGCCGCAGCAUCGGUUGCCAACCGAUUCUGUUCUUCUGGAUUGCUGGCGAUCCAGAACAUUGCCAACCAGAUCAUUGCCGGUUCAAUCGAUGUUGGUAUUGCAGUUGGAGCAGAGAGCAUGAGCACCAACCCCGACGACGGUGCCCCAGAGCUAUCCGACAAGAUCACAUCACAUCCAAUUGCCUCCCAGAACAAGCAGCCCAUGGGCCAGACCUCCGAAAAUGUCGCAUCUCAAUUCGGAAUUACUCGUGAAAUGCACGACCAGUUCGCUGCCAAGAGCUACCAGAAAGCAGAGCAUGCCCAGAAAGCUGGCUGGUUCAAUGACGAGAUUGUUCCCGUUCAUACCAAGGUUAAGGAUCCUAAGACUGGAGAGGUGAAGGACGUCGUGGUCGAUCGUGACGAUGGUAUUCGUUAUGGCACAACUGCCGAAUCACUCGGCAAGAUCCGCUCAGCUUUCCCCCAGUGGAAGCCCAGUGCUACAACAGGUGGUAAUGCUAGCCAAAUUACCGAUGGUGCCGCAGCAGUCGUCCUCAUGAAACGAUCUCGUGCACAAGAACUGGGCCAGCCAAUUCUGGCUAAGUUCGGCGGAGCCACUGUUGCCGGCUUAGAGCCCCGAAUCAUGGGAAUUGGCCCGUCUAUCGCCAUUCCUAAGAUCCUCUCCAAGCUCGGCUUGACUAAGGAUGACAUUGAUAUUUUUGAGAUCAACGAGGCAUUUGCAUCCAUGGGUACUUAUUGUGUUCAAAAACUUGGUCUUGACGAAUCCAAGGUGAACCCUCGGGGUGGUGCAAUUGCUUUCGGCCACCCAUUGGGAUGCACAGGAGCGCGACAGGUUGUUACUGCUCUCUCCGAAUUACGCCGACAGAACAAGAAAGUGGCAGUCACAUCCAUGUGUGUCGGAACUGGUAUGGGUAUGGCUGGUAUUUUCGUCUCCGAGGCCUGAAGUUUGAUAUUAAAUCUUAGACUGAAGGCUGUGCAGUCAUGAUAUGUAAAUAUGUUAUACCUAGAAUAUUCCGAGCAUAAUAUGGAGUUCAUGCUGUUAUCUCGCGUUAAAGGAUACACACGUCCAUGUGUCUCGUUACUGGAUCCAGGUUAUGUUUCUGGGUAUCUAGGACCAACCCAUGA
Molecule: messenger RNA, 1739 nt
Organism: Aspergillus pseudonomiae
Lineage: Eukaryota; Fungi; Ascomycota; Eurotiomycetes; Eurotiales; Aspergillaceae
Product: putative peroxisomal 3-ketoacyl-coA thiolase (Kat1)
Exons: 7
Coding region: 292-1557 (421 amino acids)
Biological process (GO): phenylacetate catabolic process; fatty acid beta-oxidation
Cellular component (GO): peroxisome
Molecular function (GO): acetyl-CoA C-acyltransferase activity
Source: RefSeq, a predicted model, not a curated record